This is a messenger RNA of Endocarpon pusillum Z07020, 2271 nucleotides long. RefSeq lists its product as uncharacterized. The record is from RefSeq and is a predicted model, not a curated record. Gene Ontology annotation, molecular function: transcription cis-regulatory region binding; metal ion binding. Gene Ontology annotation, biological process: positive regulation of transcription by RNA polymerase II. Bases 1 to 2271 code for a protein of 756 amino acids. NCBI's taxonomy places the organism in Eukaryota, Fungi, Ascomycota, Eurotiomycetes, Verrucariales, Verrucariaceae. The transcript is spliced from 2 exons.
AUGUCUUCCAGUGCUGCUGCAUCUUCAUCAUCCUUGAAGACGGUCAACUCUCAUCCCCAGUCCUCAUCUCCUGCACAGUUUCAGGCUGGUCCUACCAAUCCAUCUGACGGCAGUUUCCAACGGAGGGCGGGCAGCUCUGGGAGCUUCGGUGCUGGCUCUUCAUCACGUCACAACCCAACAGCGAGGAACAACCAGCCUCUACGGAAACAACACAAAGCACAGCGGAGAGCUCGUUUGGCAGACGAGGAUGCGAUUGCGGAGUCUGCUGCCAUGAAGUCCAUUAAUAGUCGCAAGGGGCAAACCUCUAUCACGCAUCUUAUGAAUUUCUCUUUACCUCCGCGACAUUAUCUUCAACAGCACCAGUACCAUCCACACAACCACCGUCAUCAGAGGAGAAAUCCAACAUGGGGUAUCGGCUCGGGCUAUCAUGCUAUUGACAAGGCAAGAUACGUGCAUGCCAACUACCGAUUCAUAGUUAGACCAGACCGGGAUUACCAUACGCAGGCCAUCGAUGCUGAUGUUCAUCUGGAUUGGGACGCUGUCUUACAGAUACUGGCCUCAGCUGAGACUCAAUCAGCCAGUUGCCCGAUAUGUCUUUCAACCCCGGUUGCACCCCGAAUGGCCAAAUGCGGUCAUAUCUGCUGCCUCCCAUGUCUGAUCCGUUACAUGCAUUCGACAGACGAUAAGAAUCCUCUACCGGAGAAGCGGGCUCGCUGGAAAAAAUGCCCCAUCUGUGAAGACAGCAUAUACAUCUCCGAGACCCGACCUGUUCGUUGGUUUCUCAGACAAGAAGCGAGUAUGCUGCGAGAGGGAGGAGAUGUUCUACUAAAGUUGCUCGUUCGUGAAGCUGGGAGUACACUUGCAUUACCUCGGGAUGCUAUGGAGAGCUUCGACAAUACCGAGGACAUACCCUGGUAUCAUGUUGCAGAGGUUAUGGACUACGCUAGAUUCAUGAAGGGAGGGGAAGAUUACAUGAUAGAGCAGUAUAACGAGGAGAUCAACCAAUUGCAGGAUCUAGAAAGAGAGGAUGAGCUCAUGUUUGGUGAAGACACGACAUGGACACAGAAAGCGGUGAUCUCUAUCUCUGAUGCGAAAGAAAAACUGGCUGGAAUCGGCAAUCCCCCAGGACCUUCCAAACAGCCAUUGGAGAGGAAGAUGACACGUCCUCCUAUCACAUUGCAGCCAUCUCCGGAUGGCGCACCUCAGAUGUACAGUCAUUACCACAGUUCCACAUCUGGCCAGAGUCUGUCGUUCAACAAUGUCUCAGCGCAGACUCCUUUGCAAGGUUCUAUGGGAGACAUUCCUUCGGACAAGGAUGUCGCCAAGCUGUCCCAAGCAAUUAGAGACAUGGAGACGAAUGGUAGCAACCCUUUGACAAUCGCUCAUGAGCUGCGUCCAUCGACUAUGAACAUAUCAGCUUCUCGUUCUGCACACAGCCAUGCCUUCUACUUUUACCACUCUCUACCAAACUUCUUCCUGUCUCCACUCGAUAUUCGGAUCCUGAAGGCAGCUUUCGGCACUUUCUCGGCUUUUCCCUCCACACUCCUACCACGGGUGGAGCAUAUUUCUACUGGGCAUAUUGUCGAUGAUGAGCUUCGAAAGCGAGCAAAAUAUAUGGCUCAUCUGCCAUACGGCUGUGAGGUGAGCUUUCUUGAAUGUGACUGGACCGACAUCAUCAGUCCAACAGUUCUAGCAACUUACGGUAACGACAUCACACGACGAAGGAAAAGGAAUCAGGACAAGGAUAUGCGCGAGGAGAGGGAACGAAUUCGAGCGGAGAAAGAGGAGGACGACAAAAGAUGGGCUGCUGCACGCCGGAAACGGCCCAACGCCAUUGAGAAGAGCCUUUCCGAAAGUGACUUUCAACCAUUAGCUCACCCAGACCCCGCAAACGCUGGAUCUUCUCUGGAUGAUACUAGUGCCAUAUCGAGUACUCCUCCAUGGAUGGCACCAAGGGUUCAUUCCUCCUUUGCCACUCUUGCCUCCCCAGGGACCAGCCCCGAUACCCACCGCACUGUCUGGGGCACAACCGCUGUUGCUCCUCUAUCUCCCAAUGUUGAACCCGUACCACAAGAAGGUCAAGCUAUAGACGAUGGUUGGCUACAGGGGUGGGAACGUGACCUCCUCGACAACGAUUUUGCAGCUGCCAUGGCCGAGGCGAGCAUAUCUGGGGAGGGAAGUUCGAAGGUUACAUCAACGGCUGGAACUGGAAGAAAAAAGAAAACUAAGAAGAUUACUCUGAUGUCUACAAACGCCCGCAGAGGCGCAUGA